AUGGUGGCCAUCUACCUCUCCAGUAUCUUUACGCUUGCACUCGCUGCGCAAGAGGCGCCGGCGGAUGCCAUGACGUUCAAGAAACCCGACGGCGGCGGCGGCUGGAACUCGGGCGGCGGCUGGCAAAUCAACGGCGGCGGCAAGUGGAAUGGCGGUGGCGGUGGCUGGAACAACGGCGGCGGCUGGAACAACGGCGGUGGCUGGAACAACGGCGGUGGCGGCGGCUGGGGCAAGAGAACACCAUGCCCGCAGCCUGGACCCAAUCCUGGUCCCGCGCCAGGCCCCAUUCCCGGCCCUGCUCCAGGCCCGAACCCCGGUCCCGCUCCAGGCCCCAAUCCCGCCCUCAGCCUGGCCCUGGGCCGCAGCCUGGCCCUCAACCGGGUCCUCAACCAGGUCCGCAGCCGGGUCCGCAGCCUGGCCCUCAACCAGGUCCGCAGCCGGGUCCACAGCCGGGUCCGCAGCCUGGUCCAGCCCCUGAUUUGUUCUCUCUUCUAA
Messenger RNA from Saprolegnia diclina VS20, 495 nucleotides. RefSeq lists its product as hypothetical. The coding region runs from base 1 to 495 and encodes 164 amino acids. The record is from RefSeq and is a predicted model, not a curated record. The transcript has 3 exons. Lineage: Eukaryota; Oomycota; Saprolegniomycetes; Saprolegniales; Saprolegniaceae.